CGCCUCAAAUCCCCUACUAGCCUCAGGGUGCAGGGAGGCGGCAGCCUGGGGAGUUGUCUGUGCUACUUGUGCUUCUGGUGUUGGAGUCCAACACACCCUUGGGGACCCUAACCUGAGGAGCUAGUGCCUGCCCUGGUCCUACUGUGCUGCCCAGGGACCUGGCCUAAGCCAGAGGGAACCUCAGAGGCUUGCAGGAUCUGGAUGUGGCCACUGGGGGCAGCAAGGCCCUGGUUAUAAGUACCAAGGUGGGGGUUGGGGUCAAGGUGGGUCGGCUGUAUCCCCAGACACGUGUUCUAAUUUAGGAGCCAGGAAACACCCAACAUUCCCGGGGAGUGAGCCUUGGCAGUGGCUCCUGGCUGGGCCUCUGCCCUGAUCCACAGACAGCCCCCCGGGUGCCUGUGUCCUGGUGCUCAUGGCGGGCUGCACUGGUCACACUUCCCCCAGGCGAGGGGCCCUGCUAGGUGCAGACUGCAGCCUCUUCAGAGUUCUGCCCGCACCAGCUGGUGUUUAUUUGCCAGGGGCUGAUAUUCUUGAGGGAUGCUCUAUUUCACCAUGGCCAGGAAAACAACAGCUUGUGGGGCCAGAGGUCCUGGUUUCCCAGGGCCGCCAGCAGCCUGGCCAGGCCUUUCCUGGGUGGGAGGGGCAGUGUUCCCACCGUUGCACCAGGGCUUCCUGCCAUCUUCCUGGUCAGCAGUCACCUGGAGUAGCCUCAGCUCAUCUCCCCCCAUGUGGCCUCGGCAGGUACCACCCCUUUGAACCCGACCCCUCAGGAGAUCUCAAGGAGUCUGAGCCCUGCCUGCCCAAAAGUGGCAGCCUCGCCUCUCCCACCUGGCACCACUCGCCAGCUCUUGGGCAGAAGUGUCCUCCUUUCCCGCCAGCGAGGGCCUUUCAGAGCCAUGCCCAUAGAGUCGGCUCCCUGAAUCCUCCUCACCCCAAGGUGCGGCCGCCCCUGCUGAGCAGGCCAGGUUGCAGGUGCCCUGGGCCUGGAUUCUGCCUUCCUGCCUCUUCACUCCCCUUUGCCCGGGCACAGACAGACCCUUCUGCCCUGCCCAGCCGUCGUUCUCCAUCAAAGGCCCCCCCGCAGCCCACCUCCUCCCCAUCCUUGGUCUGGUGGGACCCACUAAGUCUCGUUCCCUGGAGCCUUCGCCCCACCCUCUCCUUGGGCCUCCUCCCUCCUCCCCGCCCCCACUCUCUGCACUAACAUGCUCAGUGCCGCUGGAAGAAUUGUGGGGCAAACAACUGCUUGGAGAGCCGGGUGAGGGGGACAGCUGGAGAUGCCGGGAGGAGGCUGUGGAGACCCCCAGGAAAAGCCACUGGUGACCUGGGGCUCAGGACCCAGGAGCAUGGGGCUUGAGGCAGCCAGACCCGCCAGGCCAUUGCUGUUGUCCUCAGCGCGGCUCUGCUGACCGGCAUCCCUUUCUACUGGUGGCUGGAUGUGUGGAGGGAUGUGGACCUGCCCAGCGUGUUGGACGAGGUCCUCAAGUGGGCUCACUGCCUCAUCGUCUACUUCAUCCCUUGUGGCAUCUUCCUGGUCACCAACUCAGCCAUCAUCUUCCAACUGCGAAAGAGGGGCUGGAGCGGGCUGAGGCCGAGGGUGGGCAAGAGCACGGCCCUCCUCCUGGGCGUCACCUCGCUCUUCACCCUCCUUUGGGCCCCACGGAUCUUUGUCAUGCUCUACCACCUGUACGUGGCCCCGGUCCACCGGGACUGGAGGGUGCACCUGGCCUUGGAUGUGGCCAACAUGGUGGCCAUGCUCAACACAGUGGUCAACUUCGGCCUCUACUGCUUCGUCAGCAAGACUUUCCGGGCCACUGUCCAACAGGUGCUCCACGGUGUGCCCCUGCCCUGCAUCUGGAGGUCACGGCUGGAAGGGACUGUGGUGGACCCUGUGCUGCUGAAGCCCUUAGGACUCCCCAGAGGGGUAGAACUGUAGAGGAGGGCCCAGCCAGGGAGUUUGUGGGGCUCAGGGCUACAUGUCCUGGAGCCCUUGUGAUUGUGCCCAACAAAUCAUGGGCCCCCUGCUUUGUAAUCGAGCCAGGGAGAGGCUCCUCCUUCAGGGCUGGCUCCCAGGUAGAGAGAAGAAUAGCUCUGCCAGCUCUUGGUUAGCUUCCCUGCACUUCCCAUUGCCUGGGACAAGGACAGGGCUCUGCAGGCGCAGGUUGGUGGUAGCCGCUGCUGUGGGGGUUCUGUGAAAGGCAUUUGGCCGGCACAGGAUCGGUGCUAAUGUUGGUUGAAUGGAUGAAUGAUGACGGACAGACAUGAACCAUCUUCAGCCCAGCCCCUUUCCUGGUGCCUGCCUCUCAGUCCCUGAAUUACCAUUGUCUCUGGCUUCCAGGGACAGUGCUGGGGUUUGAAAAGGAAGCUGUCUGUGAGUGUCCAGCCUUUUGUGGCCUGGACGAGCCAAGUGUAUUUGGCCUAGCAGUGGGAGGGGGGUGCUAGGCAGACCCGAGUCCCCAGGGUGUGCCAGAGGGGGUGGUCCUAGGACAGACCGCCCACCCCAGGCUGCCUCAGGGAUCCCAGGAAGACAUAAUUCCCUAGGUCUCAAACAUCCCGGUCUGACCUUGCAUCACCCCCUGCCUGGAGCCAGUACAGGUCUGGGGCCCAGAAGAGGCUCCAGGGCUGCAGUUGUUGUCACUGAAGAGAAAGGAAGUAGCCUCUCAGCUCAGGACCUGAGGGAGGACUUAGCUGAGGGACACCCGCCCCCCCAGCCUCCAAGCCUCCUAGGAGCCCUCUAAGUCCAUCCCCCAGGAGGAAGUUCUUUCCCUUCCCGCUGGGGGUAAAUGGGUGUGGAGGUGGGAG
Molecule: messenger RNA, 2799 nt
Organism: Chinchilla lanigera (long-tailed chinchilla)
Lineage: Eukaryota; Metazoa; Chordata; Mammalia; Rodentia; Chinchillidae
Gene: Gpr142
Product: G protein-coupled receptor 142
Biological process (GO): G protein-coupled receptor signaling pathway
Cellular component (GO): membrane
Molecular function (GO): G protein-coupled receptor activity
Source: RefSeq, a predicted model, not a curated record